Molecule: messenger RNA, 705 nt
Organism: Malaclemys terrapin pileata
Lineage: Eukaryota; Metazoa; Chordata; Testudines; Emydidae
Gene: DNAJC15
Product: DnaJ heat shock protein family (Hsp40) member C15
Exons: 6
Coding region: 90-536 (148 amino acids)
Biological process (GO): protein import into mitochondrial matrix
Cellular component (GO): PAM complex, Tim23 associated import motor
Molecular function (GO): ATPase activator activity
Source: RefSeq, a predicted model, not a curated record
CGAAUCGCGCUUGUUUAGUGGUCUCCGCCCUCCGCGCGCGCUUGUCCCUAGCGGGGCCCCGUACGGCGCCCUCAUUCUUUCGGCCAGUCAUGGAAGGUGCCGGGGCCCCCUCGGAGACCCUGCGCUACGUUGAGUACGCGAGGGUCCCCGGCGGCGGCCGGCAGGGUGAGCCCGACAUGGACAGGGGGCUGGCCAGAACUAUGAUGGCAGUUGGCCUGGGUGUUGCAGCUGUUGCAUUUGCAGGUCGCUAUGCUUUCCAGGUCUGGAAACCACUGGAACAAAUAUUAACAGAAAGAGCAAAGAAGAUUGCAACCGCUAGUUUUUCAUCCUACUAUAAAGGAGGAUUUGAACAGAAAAUGAGUAGACGAGAAGCGAGUCUUAUUUUAGGCGUAAGUCCAUCUGCUGACAAGGCCAAGAUUAGAACAGCUCAUAGGAGAAUCAUGAUUUUGAAUCACCCUGAUAAAGGUGGAUCUCCCUACUUAGCAACAAAAAUAAAUGAAGCAAAAGAUUUGUUAGAAUCCAGCACCAAAAAUUAAUGUCCAAGGACUUCUGUGAUAGAACUUUUUAUACGUUCCUUUCUACUGGAAAUCCUGUAGAUAUAUUGUGCAAUAGCUACGUGCUGCUCUAUAUAGCUGCAUAACACUGGAUCAAAUAGUUAUCUAUAUUCAUUAUUAAAGAUCUAAGACUAUUUAAAAAGCAAACUGA